GAGUGAGUCAUGGCAUCAGUUAGAAUUCUACAGAUAUGGAACCCUGAUUAUCAUAGAAUCUGCUCAAAAUGCACUGCUGCAAAUCAAACGCAAAACACAAAGCAACUUGUUUUAUCAAUACCCAUUUCGAGAAGGUGUGCAAUAUUAGUCUCUUCAGUGCCUUUCAGUCUCAUUUCCCUGCCCCAUUUCUCAGAGGCUAGAGAGAGACGCAACAAGAAGACCAUCCCCAUUGAAGACUAUCUCUCUACCCCUGAGGGAUUGAAAUACUAUGAUGUUGUCGAAGGGAAGGGUCCAAUGGCAGAAAGAGGAUCAACUGUAAAGGUGCACUUUGACUGCAUAUAUCGUGGAAUUACAGUUGUUUCAAGUCGAGAGUCUAAACUUUUAGCUGGGAAUCGUAUAAUUGCCCAGCCAUAUGAAUUCAAGGUUGGAACUACUCCAGGGAAAGAAAGGAAACGAGAGUUUGUAGACAACCCAAAUGGUUUGUUUUCUGCACAAGCUGCACCAAAACCCCCACCAGCUAUGUACUCAGUAACAGAAGGAAUGAAAGUGGGAGGAAAGAGGACUGUCAUUGUUCCUCCAGAGGCUGGCUAUGGCCAGAAAGGAAUGAAUGAGAUCCCGGCAGGAGCCUCAUUCGAGCUAAAUAUUGAGCUUUUGCAAGUGAUGCCACCCGAAGAAAAGUAAAGCCUACUCUGCAUUGAUCAAUAUAUCGUGGCAAACCGCAAAUUCACUAGUACAUUCUUUUGAAAAUAGCACCUGAGGAGCGGGGCAGUGAAAGUGGCCUUCAACAUUCCAGUUGCUCCACUCUUGGUCUCUCGCCGUCUGAACUGAGAUUGUCCUUGUAAUUUACAUUCCCUAUAUAUCUUAAACAAGGUUUUGCUUUGCUUUGCUUUGGGUAUAGACUAUACACCUGUUUAUUUUGAUGCCCUCUCAGGACGUUAAUAUAAAUCCUAUGUCAAAUAUCAACGAAGAAGAGCGUAAAAAAAAACAAAAAAACCAAAAACAGUGACCCAGUAGUGACUAGAAAGCUGACUUAAAAAUGGUUAACU
Molecule: messenger RNA, 1046 nt
Organism: Durio zibethinus
Lineage: Eukaryota; Viridiplantae; Streptophyta; Magnoliopsida; Malvales; Malvaceae
Product: FKBP-like peptidyl-prolyl cis-trans isomerase family protein
Cellular component (GO): chloroplast thylakoid lumen
Molecular function (GO): peptidyl-prolyl cis-trans isomerase activity
Source: RefSeq, a predicted model, not a curated record